Messenger RNA from Haliotis rufescens (red abalone), 702 nucleotides. RefSeq lists its product as uncharacterized. Bases 1 to 702 code for a protein of 233 amino acids. The transcript has a single exon. NCBI's taxonomy places the organism in Eukaryota, Metazoa, Mollusca, Gastropoda, Lepetellida, Haliotidae. The record is from RefSeq and is a predicted model, not a curated record.
AUGCCUAACAAGAGGAGAUAUGACUGUACGCCUAACAAGGGGAGAUACGACUGUGUGCCUAACAAGAGGAAAUACGACUGUACGCCUAACAAGAGGAGAUACGACUGUAUGCCUAACAAGAGUAGAUACGACUGUACACCUAACAAGAGGAGGUACGACUGUAUGCCUAACAAGAGGAGAUACGAAUGUAUGCCGAACAAGAGGAGAUACGACUGUAUGCCUAACAAGAGGAGAUACGACUGUACGCCUAACAAGAGGAGAUACGACUGUAUGCCGAACAAGAGGAGAUACGACUGUAUGCCUAACAAGAGGAGAUACGACUGUAUGCCUAACAAGAGGAUAUACGACUGUACGCCUAACAAGAGGAGAUACGACUGUACGCUUAACAAGAAGAGAUACCACUGUAUGCCUAACAAGAGGAGAUAUGACUGUAUGCCUAACAAGAGGAGAUACGACUGUAUGCCUAACAAGAGGAGAUAUGAAUGUAUGCCUAACAAGGGGAUAUACGACUGUAUGCCUAACAAGAGGAGAUACGACUGUACGCCUAACAAGAGGAGAUACGAAUGUAUGCCUAACAAGGGGAUAUACGACUGUGUGUCUAACAAGGGGAUAUACGGCUGUAUGCCUAACAAGGGGAUAUACGACUGUACGCCUAACAAGAGGAGAUACCACUGUAAGCCUGGCGGAAGGCGUUACCACUAG